Molecule: messenger RNA, 3463 nt
Organism: Mandrillus leucophaeus (drill)
Lineage: Eukaryota; Metazoa; Chordata; Mammalia; Primates; Cercopithecidae
Gene: GRIK5
Product: glutamate receptor, ionotropic, kainate 5
Biological process (GO): monoatomic ion transport; modulation of chemical synaptic transmission; synaptic transmission, glutamatergic
Cellular component (GO): presynaptic membrane; kainate selective glutamate receptor complex; plasma membrane
Molecular function (GO): transmitter-gated monoatomic ion channel activity involved in regulation of postsynaptic membrane potential; kainate selective glutamate receptor activity
Source: RefSeq, a predicted model, not a curated record
UGAUGGCCGGCUUCCUUUUCUCCACCCAGUCCUCGCCCCCUGUGGCCCCCCCAGGUCGGCCCGGCUAGGGGAGGGGGCGGGGGCCCUUUCCUGGGCCAGCUUCCCCCUCCCCCGGCUUUGCCUGUGCCCCCCCUUCCGUUUUCACCUUCCUCUCCUCCUUUCCUCUCUCCUUCCCCUCCAUUUGCUCCUUCCCCCUCUCCUCUCUCCCCUUCUCUCCUCCAUUUUCUCCUUUCCCCUUCCUCCCCCUCCCCGGCCCGCCCUCUCCUCUUCCACCUGUCCUUCCUCCCUGCUUCUGUGGAGCCACCGUUUUGGAUUAGUUGGGGGCCACCGCCAGCGGCGGGGGAGGGGGCCCUGUGGACUGCCCUCUCCCCCCGCCCAGCCCCACCGCCACCCAGCGCCGGAGCACCUCCCGCUGUCGGUCCUCGGGCCUCGAGGGAGCCCAGCCCUCCGUCCCACCAGGAUCCGUGGCAAGUGGGGGCCGCGGCAGCUGCGUCCCCAUGAGGAGGGGAGGAAGAUGCCGGCUGAGCUGCUGCUGCUGCUGAUUGUUGCCUUCGCCAGCCCCAGCUGCCAGGUGCUCUCAUCACUGCGCAUGGCUGCAAUCCUGGAUGAUCAGACAGUGUGUGGCCGCGGUGAGCGUCUGGCCUUAGCCCUGGCCCGGGAGCAGAUCAACGGGAUCAUCGAGGUCCCAGCCAAGGCCCGAGUGGAAGUAGACAUCUUUGAGCUGCAGCGGGACAGCCAGUACGAGACCACGGACACCAUGUGUCAGAUCUUGCCCAAAGGGGUUGUGUCUGUCCUCGGGCCCUCCUCCAGCCCAGCAUCUGCCUCCACUGUGAGCCAUAUCUGUGGAGAGAAGGAGAUCCCCCACAUCAAGGUGGGUCCCGAGGAGACACCCCGCCUUCAGUACCUUCGCUUCGCAUCUGUCAGCCUGUACCCCAGUAACGAGGACGUCAGCUUGGCAGUCUCCCGAAUCCUCAAGUCCUUCAACUACCCCUCGGCCAGCCUUAUCUGCGCCAAGGCUGAGUGCCUGCUGCGAUUGGAGGAACUGGUGCGUGGCUUCCUCAUCUCCAAGGAGACGCUGUCAGUGAGGAUGCUGGACGACAGCCGGGACCCCACGCCACUGCUCAAGGAGAUCCGUGACGACAAGGUGUCCACCAUCAUCAUCGAUGCCAACGCCUCCAUCUCCCACCUCAUCCUCCGUAAGGCCUCAGAACUGGGAAUGACUUCAGCGUUUUACAAGUACAUCCUCACCACCAUGGACUUCCCCAUCCUGCAUCUGGACGGUAUUGUGGAGGACUCCUCCAACAUCCUGGGCUUCUCCAUGUUCAACACAUCCCACCCCUUCUACCCUGAGUUUGUCCGCAGCCUCAACAUGUCCUGGAGGGAGAACUGUGAAGCCAGCACCUACCCAGGCCCUGCGCUGUCAGCUGCACUGAUGUUUGAUGCCGUGCACGUGGUGGUGAGCGCUGUCCGAGAGCUGAACCGCAGCCAGGAGAUCGGUGUGAAGCCGCUGGCCUGUACAUCGGCCAACAUUUGGCCCCAUGGGACCAGCCUCAUGAACUACCUGCGCAUGGUAGAGUAUGAUGGGCUGACCGGGCGGGUCGAGUUCAACAGCAAAGGGCAGAGAACCAACUACACCCUGCGCAUCCUAGAAAAGUCCCGGCAGGGCCACCGUGAGAUUGGGGUGUGGUACUCUAACCGCACCCUGGCCAUGAAUGCCACCACCCUGGACAUCAACCUGUCGCAGACACUGGCCAACAAGACGCUGGUGGUCACAACCAUCCUGGAGAACCCGUACGUCAUGCGGCGGCCCAACUUCCAGGCCUUGUCAGGGAAUGAACGCUUCGAGGGCUUCUGCGUGGACAUGCUGCGGGAGCUGGCCGAGCUGCUGCGCUUCCGCUACCGCCUGCGGUUGGUGGAGGAUGGGCUGUACGGGGCGCCCGAGCCCAACGGCUCCUGGACAGGCAUGGUUGGCGAGCUCAUCAACCGGAAGGCAGACCUGGCUGUGGCCGCCUUCACCAUCACAGCUGAGCGGGAGAAGGUCAUCGACUUUUCCAAGCCCUUCAUGACCCUGGGGAUCAGCAUCCUCUACCGAGUGCACAUGGGCCGCAAACCUGGCUACUUCUCCUUCUUGGACCCCUUCUCCCCUGCCGUGUGGCUCUUCAUGCUUCUUGCCUACUUGGCUGUCAGCUGUGUCCUGUUUCUGGCUGCCAGGCUGAGCCCCUACGAGUGGUAUAACCCGCACCCAUGCCUGCGCGCACGCCCCCACAUCCUGGAGAACCAGUACACGCUGGGCAACAGCCUGUGGUUUCCCGUGGGGGGCUUCAUGCAGCAGGGCUCGGAGAUCAUGCCCCGGGCGCUGUCCACGCGCUGUGUCAGCGGAGUCUGGUGGGCCUUCACCUUGAUCAUCAUCUCCUCCUACACGGCCAACCUGGCCGCCUUCCUCACCGUGCAGCGCAUGGAGGUGCCUGUGGAGUCGGCCGAUGACCUGGCAGAUCAGACCAACAUCGAGUACGGCACCAUCCAUGCUGGCUCCACCAUGACCUUCUUCCAGAAUUCACGGUACCAAACGUACCAGCGCAUGUGGAACUACAUGCAGUCGAAGCAGCCCAGCGUGUUCGUCAAGAGCACAGAAGAGGGCAUCGCCCGCGUCCUCAACUCCCGCUAUGCCUUCCUGCUCGAGUCCACCAUGAAUGAGUACCACCGGCGCCUCAACUGCAACCUCACCCAGAUUGGGGGACUCCUCGACACCAAGGGCUACGGCAUCGGCAUGCCGCUGGGCUCCCCGUUCCGGGAUGAGAUCACACUGGCCAUCCUGCAGCUUCAGGAGAACAACCGGCUGGAGAUCCUGAAGCGCAAAUGGUGGGAGGGGGGCCGGUGCCCCAAGGAGGAGGACCAUCGAGCUAAAGGUUUGGGCAUGGAGAACAUUGGUGGCAUUUUUGUCGUACUCAUCUGUGGCCUCAUCAUUGCUGUCUUCGUGGCGGUCAUGGAAUUCAUAUGGUCCACACGGAGGUCAGCAGAGUCCGAGGAGACCCUGGCUCUGCAUCCAGCUGCCUGCCAGUGUUCUGCACUUGGCUCGAGGACUCCUCUGAAGGAGCUGUCCAUGCUGCUAGUAAAGGUGCCCUCCACCUGUGUCCAGGUUGCCUUCCCAAGGACAUCCCUCCAGCAAGUCUCUCCUUUCCUCCUGCAGCAUCAGUUAUCCUCUCUUUAUUGGAUUCAGGCCACCGACAUACAAAUGGAGAAAUGUCAUUUCUCCAGCCUUAAGAAACCCUCUCCCGACCUCACUUUCCCUCCCAGCCACCACCCACUUUCUCCCCUUCUCUUUACAGCCUUGGCAGCAGUGGGGGGUCUCCCUGAUGUUUCCAGUUUCUUCUUUCCUCCCAUUUCCUCUUCCCCACUCCAGUCUGGCAUCUGUCCCUGUCACUCCACUGAAGGCACUUUUGUCACCAACAACUUCCACGUCUGA